AUGCUCCGUAAAGAGUUAUCAAAGUCUAAGCACUCCUCUCAGCAAGAUGAAAAUGAGGAAAUUAUAGUAAGAAAUAAGGAUGUAACGCUCUUCAUGCUUCGUGCUCGAAUGAACGACCAAUCUUUAUCUCCUGCUUCUCGACGUGAGGCUCGCCGUGAGCUUCUUCUUAAAAUGGGUGCUAAACCUCCCAAAAGGCCGGUUAUUAACUAUCGAAUUCUUCAAGAGAAGAAGAGGCAGGAAAAGGAAGAGCACAAAAAUGAUUUUAGAGGUGAAAAGAGUAAACAAAAGAUUUUGGAGCGAAUGUCCGGUUUUGGUCUUCUGGACAAACAUUAUCGUCGUCAAGCUGAACGACAAGAGAGAAGCUUGAAAAAAGUCUAUCAGAGAAGUCGCCCUCGUCAGGGCGAAUCACAACGUCUUCAGAUCCUCCAGUGGAAUGCUGGAGGAAUGUCUCCGGACAAAACGAUCCAAGUCCAGAAAAUCCUACAAACCAAUGAUGUAGACCUUUUCACAAUUAUGGAAGCAAACAUUUCGGAUGACAAACUGAAGUACUACCAAUUCCCAGAUUACACCCCGUACCUUCUAUCUAAAUACCGGCAAGUUGCAAGUGGAAUUCUAACUGGAGAAAAAGAAGGCCUCACCUCACACUACGAUCUAAUCAAGAGUAUGGGCUCGACACAAGACAAAUGUGAAAUAAUCAGAUUAAAUGUUUGGAAAUGUCAAAACCACUUCAAGUCUAUAAUCCACCCUAGAAUUGUCCCAAUUUUCACUUUCUGA
Messenger RNA from Rodentolepis nana, 774 nucleotides. The record is from the annotation of a GenBank genome assembly. Lineage: Eukaryota; Metazoa; Platyhelminthes; Cestoda; Cyclophyllidea; Hymenolepididae.